AUGCCCGACUCGAUCGAUGCUCCGCUGAUGGCCGGCCGACAGGACCGGGACGACGAGCUCGACUACCGGGACGCGGACGAGGAGGCCGACGUGCUACCGGCUUCCAUGAAGCAUGCACGCCAAUCGGGCCCGAGCAUCUUUGUAUGGCUUCUCACUUUUGCUGCCGGCAUCAGCGGAUUGUUGUUUGGAUAUGAUACGGGCGUAAUAUCAGCAACACUCGUCAAGAUCGACACCUCACUAUCGAACCGAGUCCUCACUACAUUCGACAAGUCAAUUAUAACCUCCAGCACCGCGCUCUUCGCGCUCCUCGUCUCCCCCUUUUCCUCCAUCGUCGCCGAUGCGCUGGGCCGCAAGCGCGUCAUCUUCGUCGCCGACAUCCUCUUCAUCCUCGGCGCUCUGACGCAGGCGUGGGCCGGUACGGUCACGUCGAUGGUGAUAGGGCGGUCAAUCGUCGGCCUAGCCGUCGGAGCCGCCAGCUUCGUCGUCCCCCUGUACAUUGCCGAGCUGGCGCCCGCUAGCCACCGCGGCCGGCUUGUGACGAUGAACGUCCUGUUCAUCACACUGGGCCAGGUGGUCGCGUACAUCAUCGGCUGGGCUUUCGCCGAGUACGGCGACCAGUCGACGGGGUGGCGCUGGAUGGUUGGUCUAGGGGCGCUCCCCGCGGCUCUGCAGUGCUCGAUCCUCGUGCUCAUGCCCGAGUCCCCACGCUGGUUGGUCAUGGUGGGCCAGUCGCUCAAGGCCAAGAAGGUCGUCGAGAGAGUGCUGGGAAACACCGUCGGCGGCAUGAGGAAUGCCGAGGCGGUCAUCAAGGAGAUUGAAAUCGAAAUCAGGGAGGAGAGGGAAGUCAUGAGGCGGGAGGGGUCGCCGCGCAUGGAGUGGUGGGGAGGCUGGCAAGAGCUCUUCUCCGUCGGGAGAAACAAGCGCGCGUUGGUCAUUACUUGCUUGCUUCAGGGCUUGCAACAGCUGUGUGGCUUCAACUCGCUCAUGUACUUCUCGGCGACCAUCUUCAAGAUGGUGGGGUUCGGCACGCCCACACUCACUGCCAUGAGCGUAGCGGUCACCAACUUCAUCUUCACGGUGGCGGCGUUGUGCCUCAUCGACCGCAUCGGAAGACGCAAGAUCCUGCUCUAUUCCCUGCCGUUCAUGAUUGCGGGCCUGAUGCUCUCCGCAUAUGGCUUCUCCUUCGUUGACCUACGCCCGGAAACAGCGGCGGCUUCCGAGGGCGGCACGGGAGAGGGAGCGGCCACAGACAGGGGAGCGGCGGUCUUGAUUCUUGUCAGCAUCAUGGGAUAUGUUGCAGCGUACGCGCUGGGACUGGGCAAUGUGCCAUGGAUGCAGAGCGAGCUGUUCCCGUUGGCAGUGCGGUCAAUCGGCAGCGGAGUGUCUACCGCGACGAACUGGGGCGCCAACUUUGUUGUCGGCCUGACGUUUCUCCCGCUUAUGGACGCGCUGAGCCCGUCGUGGACGUUUGUACUCUACGCGCUGAUAUGCUUGGUAGGAUACGGAUUAAUCUGGCGCAUCUAUCCUGAGACGUCAGGGUUGAGCUUGGAGGAGGCGACGAAUCUAUUAGAGAACGGAUGGGGAGUCCGACGAUAG
Messenger RNA from Colletotrichum orchidophilum, 1596 nucleotides. RefSeq lists its product as uncharacterized. The record is from RefSeq and is a predicted model, not a curated record. Lineage: Eukaryota; Fungi; Ascomycota; Sordariomycetes; Glomerellales; Glomerellaceae. Gene Ontology annotation, molecular function: myo-inositol:proton symporter activity. The coding region runs from base 1 to 1596 and encodes 531 amino acids. The transcript has 2 exons. Gene Ontology annotation, cellular component: membrane. Gene Ontology annotation, biological process: transmembrane transport.